CGGUGUUUGUGUUCUCUCAUGGGACGUCAUUACCAUAAUGAUGACGUCAUGAGCAAACCAUUCACCACACAGAAAUGGCAGCCCGAAGGCAGCAGGAGAUGGCGGGCGUCUCGGGUGGCGAAAAUUCGCAGUUCCACUUCAUUGUUCCUCUAAACGUGGGAGGCCACCACUACACCAGCACCCUGCCGGUACUGCGCAAGUUCGAGGAGUCCAUGUUGGCGGCCAUGUUUAGUGGCCGCCAUCUUGUCGUCAAGGACGAAGAAGGUCGUUACUUCAUCGAACGAGAUGGCGCCAACUUCGGCCACAUCCUGAACUUCCUCCGAGAUAGUCAACUGCCUCCUUCCGAAAAGGUUAAGGAAGUCUACAAGGAGGCGCUGUACUACGGAAUCAAGCCUCUUGCCGACAUCCUUGGCCGGCACAGGUCCAUCUUCGAAGAGGAAGAAGUCGCCAAGUUCGUCGACCAGUGCCCCAACGCCCAAGACAAGGCCGAAGAAAUCGCCUCUCUCCUCAAGAAGAAGUUCGUCGACACCUUGAGCACGAAAGGCCGCGUGGUAUUGCAGUUUGUUCAGGACUUGUCGUGGGAGUCCGUUCACCGUAACACGGUCACGGGAAAAGCCAUCGGAAACUACUACAUCCCCUACGACUUCCAACAGGACAAGAGCCACGAGCAUCACAAGUGUCCUCUGCCUGAGAUAUCCAUGGGAGAGAUGUCCGAGUCCGACAGGGUGAAGACGCUGAACUUCUUCGGGAACUACUUCGGGAAGCUGGGGUACAAGAUGGAGGUUACCCCCGGGGAGUGUGGGGAGGAAGUGUGGUCACAGAGGAUCACCUUUCCCGGGGACGGCCUGAACUCUAUCAACAUCCACUGCUCCAAGAAAAUCUACUCACUCGACUUUUCCUAGACAGGACAAUAACCUCCUUGGACAGGCAAAACGACAGCUUAGAUAUUGUACACUCCCGCUAUUAGGCCACACUGAUUUAAUGUAAUGUUAUGACAUCCUCUAGAGCCCGCAAGACUAAUGUGCGAGGGCGAAAAAAAUCCAGUGCGCGCUUAUUAUAAGCACAUUGUAUCUAUAAAUACAGCAUCACUUGGUGAAUAGUCUCUCAUGUCAUCUCUCUUCAUACCACCUAAAUUGCUCAUUGGACCAUCAAAAGUUUCCUUUCUGAAAGCAAGCCAGCAUACUUAAUCUAAUGUUGUAAUUACGUCAUUACGUAAAGGGUGAAAUGUAAAGGCUUUAUGUAUUUUGAGGAUAACUGACUAUGUAGAAUUUGAAUGAAAAACGUCUUGGGAUAUUCUUUGUAGUGAAAUCACAUGCUUUUUAGAGAUCAUAGUUUGACAUUUGUUGGGAAGUCAGCUGAGGAUGCACUUAUUUCUAAGAGUGUUGGGAAAACAAUGUUAUGGUCACGCAGUAAUUCUUGUACUGCUACACUAUAUAAUUUAUUUGCCUUUGUGAAAGUAAUCUUUGUUAUAUUGAUGAAUAAUAAAGAGGGACGAAAGUUUUUUAAAAU
Molecule: messenger RNA, 1509 nt
Organism: Branchiostoma floridae (Florida lancelet)
Lineage: Eukaryota; Metazoa; Chordata; Leptocardii; Amphioxiformes; Branchiostomatidae
Exons: 3
Coding region: 75-902 (275 amino acids)
Biological process (GO): protein homooligomerization
Molecular function (GO): protein binding
Source: RefSeq, a predicted model, not a curated record